Lytechinus pictus (painted urchin) is the source of this 5789-nucleotide messenger RNA. RefSeq lists its product as uncharacterized. Bases 164 to 1852 code for a protein of 562 amino acids. Gene Ontology annotation, cellular component: external side of plasma membrane. The record is from RefSeq and is a predicted model, not a curated record. The transcript has 10 exons. NCBI's taxonomy places the organism in Eukaryota, Metazoa, Echinodermata, Echinoidea, Temnopleuroida, Toxopneustidae. Gene Ontology annotation, biological process: T cell costimulation; negative regulation of T cell proliferation; cellular response to lipopolysaccharide.
GCUCAGGACAUAAUGGAUAAUAAUCGUGUGUGAGCAAACAUAUCUCAUACUACAUUUCAUUUAACGCAUACAGACUCUACUCACAUUUAUGGAACAGGGAAGCGUUAACGUUAUAUUGAUUGAUUGAUACGUCGGUUAUUUUCAUCGAAAUCUGAAAUUUGUAAUGGAUGAAAUAGGAAAAGCAUCUUGGUUUAACCAUUUGAGCACAUUGCUGUUAGUAUGUUUCCUUACUAGAGGUUGUUUGGCCAGGGUAUAUACAGAAAAACAUGCAAUAGGAUGGUUUGGUGAGACGGUACGUCUCCCAUGUGAAUUCCCCUACACGGAUGUCCUUGCAUUGUACUGGACGAACAGCACUGGUGAAACAAAAGUAUCGUAUUUCAAAGGUGAACUUGUGAGCUUCGAUGAAAGGUUUCGUUUGAAUGGUGACUAUUCAGUCGAUAUCCUGAAUUUAACGGUGUCAGACGAAGGAGAAUACACUUGCACAUUAGAACUUGAUUCAGGAGAUGGUUACGUUAAUAGUUCUGAACUCACCAUCUACGCAUCUCCAUCAAUGCCUCAGGUAACACAUUGUGUCCCUCAGUCAACAAAUAACCCACACCAACAUCUGUGCAUCGUUGAAGCAGCCAACACAUAUCCCUUUAACCUGGAAUGUGUUGUCAGUGGCUUCAAACCCGAUGUAACGCUUGAAUGGACGUCAUCGGGUAAAGUGAAGCAGCCCCUUGGAAAUCCAUCCCGGAUGACAUUGCCCGAUGGUAGAUCUGAAGAGGAGGCGACCAUCACUGUGGCUGCUAAAGAAGACGAAGAACAGAAUUUCACCUGUACGGUAAGGGGCAAUGCAACCAAUGGCACUGACAUGUCAACAACCGUUACUGUGCUGGUUCCACCUCCGUCGACAGUGAUCGUUGAACCUAUGAGGAGUGGACUAUGGGUCGGAGGCAAGGUUGCGAUAUAUAUCUCUGUUAUACUGCUAUUGAUAGCCAUUGGAAUAGUCGCUUUAUUUGUGACUUUGCUGGUUCUAAGGAGGAAGAAAAAACUACCGCCCCUAGGUGAAGCAGUCUUGAAUGUCAUUCCUUGUCUGAGAUCAGUCUAUUCGAUGCCUGUACCAGAUCCAGAAGAAGUGAGAUUACAAAAUAUUAAGGAAGAAUUGGCUGAUCUACGUAAACGUUUACUGGACUUCAAAUUUAAGCGAGAUGGAUCCGAUGUGAAGUCUGCACACAUCGGCUUGUUUGGAGAAAUGGGUGCGGGAAAAUCGUCCUUCAUAAAUUCUCUUGAAUUUGCAUAUACAGGCAAAUAUAAAGAAAGUCAGGUGGUUGGUGACAAGGAAUCUGGUGGAGGAAAAACCACUGCACGCACUGUCCUAAAGCUCACUAAGAGCAUUCAUAUUUUCGACAACCGAGGCAUGGCCGACUUCCAGAAAGAUUACCUGACUGAAGUAACUGCUCAGCUUCGUGGAGAACGCGGGCCAGACAUAGAACAAAUCAAGGCAUGUGAACAGGAAGAAAUACAUUGUGCUGUAUUCGUGUACAAGAAGUCUCCAUUCAAUUGGCAAUACGGACUUGGAUUCAUUGGGGACUUCACCAAAGAGGUCAGGCAACACACUGGUCAUCCCCCAAUGAUCGUUAUUACCCAUGCAGCAUCGCUUACCGAAUCGGAAAGAUACGACAUCAAAACAGAACUUGCUACCCAAGAUGUAAAUGAGAACGUGUACUUUUUCGAAAAUUACACGAAAAACAAUUGCUUGGAAGAUGAAGAAAAAAGUAUUGAGUUGCUGAAUUUCCUUGAAGAUGCCCUCAGCAAUUCGGAAAGUAGGGUGGCGCAUACAGACAAAAAGAGAAAGGUAACGCAUAUGUGAAGCCGAAAGCCAAACAGACAGGAAGAACAGCCAUCGACAAGUAACUACGAGAGACCCAGUGCUGAUAUUGCUAAUGAAAACAAGUAGUCAAGUAGAACCCCAACAUAACCGUCAAGUUGGGCAUGACUGCGAUUUUUUUUGCUGGAAGUUGUAGUAUAGGGUGUCUACUCCAAGAAUCCUACGGGUGCCACCUGGGCACCCUUGGGCAUUUUUUCUAAUUGACGUCAUUCGCCACGCCCACUUUUUCACAUACCUCUUAUAUAUGAUUUUCAUAUUUUACGGAAUUAACAUGUCAUGUUUGGUAUGAAAUUAAGCUAAUGUAAAAUCAAAUGCAAAUAUAUGAAUUACUGGGCAUUUAAAUCACGAAUAGGUCAGUUAUGGGUCGUUUAAAGUCAUAAAAGGUCAAAUUGUCUUACAAAUAUAAUGCGGAACAUACCAUGGUUUAAAUACAAACAAGUUAGGUAUUAUAUGCAUUUCUUUGCAAAGGUUAAGUUUGAGAGUGUGAAUAUUAAGAAUCCGAUGGAUGCUACCUUGGCAUCUUGAGGAAUUUCAUUUUUCACACGUCAUAAACCACACCAACUCUUUCAGUUACAUUCCUCUUAAAUAUGACUUUUCUAUUUAGCGGAAUAAACAUAUCAUGUUUGAAAUCACAUUAAAUAAAAUGCAAAAUAAAAUCCACAUAAUAUGAAUCGCAACGCAUUUAAAACAUGCCCAGGGCAAUUAAAGGUCAUUUAAGGUCAUAAAAGGUCAAAUUGGGUCACAAAUGUAAGUAAUGCAGCAAAUAAUGUGAAAUAUAUCAUGUUUGGAAUACAAACAAUUGGGCAUUAUUUAUGUAGGUCUGUUUUUGGCUGAAAGUUAUGUUGAGGAUGUGCAGAUUAAGAAUCUGACGAAGCUCGGCUACUUUGGCAACCUUGGGCAACGUCAUUUUAUGACAUUAUAAUUAUAAACCACACUAUAUCCUUUUUACACAGGUCAACCUCUUAAUUAUGACUUAUCUAAUGUACAAAAUAAACAUAUCAUGUUUGGUAUCAAAUUAAAGCUGAUGGAAAAUGGACUUAACAUAGAGGUUACAACAAAAAUGAAGCACAUGUAAAGAUGACCUUUUGGGUCAUUUACACGCAUGAAAAGUUGAAGAUCGCUCGAGUUUCACAGGACUUUAUACAAAACGUUUAAUUUAUCAUUUUGUGUCAAAUCAUUCCAUGGGAUUCCAAAUAAUCUACACAAAUUUAACAUUUUACACCACGUCCUGUUAUAUUCCUCUCACAACUACCCUCUGUACCAUACUUCUUCGACCGGAUGCUCAUAGGAUUUUCCCCUUCACCAACAAUCUCAACUACAUGCCUCUGCCAGUUCUGUGUUACUUUGAUUCACACUAUGAACUAUGAAAUACGCGAUUCGACGGCCGACCAGCAACUGCAUUAAGAACAGGGUGACGCUGACAGUGUAUCGACAAGUACGGCGUAGGCUCAAUGUCCUGUUCCAAAUACUAUCAGCUAUCUUCUAAAGAUGUAAUGGCAGUAGAUGCAUGUAUAUUUUUUCUCUGACGACACUAACAUUUCUGUUCUACCAGUGUUCUCAUUUUGGGUUUACAAUUAAGUCUUUUGCAUACUGAUGGAAAAGUAAUUAACAUUAAAGGUAUCGCAUUGAAGUUUGGAGAAAAAUGCCAGCUUUGCACAGAUAAUUCCCUAAUCAGGUUGUAAUACUAUGUUGUGUCAAUUUGGCAAGGGAAAGUUUUCCACUAUAAACUUGCUGCUCGAAGAAGAUCUUAAUAUAUAGAGUCCGAUGCUGAAGAAGUGGACUGGAUCAAUUAAAGGUGAAAUAUUUAUACUACUAGUAUUCAUCUUUCUUAACUAAUAUAACACUUGUAAUGGUCUCUCUAAAAUUACUUAGUACUACUUCACAUUAUUUAGCAAGAAGACAGGUGCUUCAAAGAUCAUGAGCUUACCCCCAACUGACAAGUCAGCAAAAGAGCAUGAUUAUCAAAGGUGCUCUUCCUCAGGAGCUUGAUCUGGAGAGCAACUGAUCAGAAUGACUCCCCUGGAACUUGCCUCCCAUGUAUGGAUGGGAAGUAUAAGUUAGGAGGGCACUCCUGUACCUGUACAUAGCACAUUAGUUACUCCUAAGGAAUAUUUAUCAGAACUUGUUCCAUGUGGAUUUAAAUCGGGGCCACUAUGCUCUAGGGUAAGCACUUACCACUUAUCGUGUAUCAUAAUGUAAAUAACAUUGUGUCAUUCUAAAUGCAAGGAAAACUGAACAUGCAGUUGAGACUAAAGAGGGAAAAUCAGACUGGUAGAUGAAUGAGAGAACAAAAUGUAGUGGAGUUAGGAUGAUGUAAAAUGUCAAAUUUGUCUAAUUGGAUACUUGUCUAACAUGUGAAUUUGUUUUGAAGAAGUCUAAACCGGAAAUUGUUUGAAAUACAUUAUUUACAGUGUAUGAUUCUGUCCUUGAUUAUAAACUUAAAAAAACACUAUGCAGUUUUAUUUCAUGUAGGAAACUUGGUGAUAUGAUACCAAGCUUAUGUUACAUGUUUUGAUUAAAGUCUUGUUACAUUGCCUGACUCCGUUUGACCUACUAUUAAUAUUGAAUCGCGUAAUGCAGGCGAGACUGCCAGAGGCGAUCCACUUGUCUUGCAGUUCGUUCACAGUCAUGGUCAGCAAUAUGAAAUCAUAAAGUUUAUCAUAAUUAUAUAACAUGCAUCAGUAAAGUUAAUGGGCACCAAAUGCGGCAUUUAUUAUUGAUCAAUUUACAGACAAAUGAAAGCCAAGUAAAUAUAAAGAGAGACACUUGAAUGAAUAAUGAUGAUAUUAAUAUGCAACAUUUAUAUUGCGCUUAACAACAGAUACUGUUAAUAAUUGUAUUUUUCAAAGCAUUUCAUUAUUGCAAUUGCAAGUCUUAUAAAGGGUUUAGAAUAAACUUGAUAGAGAUGAUGAAGCCGUAUAAUUUAUGUAACUUUAUACUCAAGGAAACAGUUUGAGAGUCCAUGUAUGUGGCUUGUAACUAAAAUGAAUGCUUUUAGUUUUUUUAACUUGUCCGUCUGACAUUGAAACUUUCAUUGAUUUACAUAAGAAUUUGCAUGUUAUUAACAUGAUGGUUUAUACUCGUACAAGUCGCAAUUACCUUAAUUAAACUAAGAUUUUUUUUUAAGUAGGGGGUGGGAUAUAGAUGGAUGCUUUCAAAAUUUCGUGGGGGGGGGGGGAUUCCCCACUUUCCAUCCCCGCUGAAUGCGACCAUGGACGUCAUGUAUAAUAAUAAUAAUAAUGUAUAAUUGGUGGUGGUGGUGCUGCAUCGUAACUUUACACAUGCACUUAUAGAUACAAUGUCAAACUUUUUCUCCAAUUCUUAGUAUGUUUUCCGUGCUACCGCCAUGACCACCGCGUAUCAAACAAUAAGUUGUGUUGAUGGAUGCUUAUAUUAAGAGAUAUUUAAGUGUCUGGUGAUAUAUUACUACUUUUACCUUGAUCCAUAUAUUUUACAUGUACUUUAGUAGACUUAAUUACAAAAAAUCUGAUUUAUUUGACACUAUGUGUACUUUUAACAUUGGAUCUAUGUACUUUAGAAUGCUACAGCCACACUCUGGGGGCCCAUGCCGCCCAUCUUACAAAGAGUUGAUUGAUCCGAUCAAUCGCAAAUAUGGAAAGCCAGCAACGUAAACAUCUAAAAUACAUGUUUAUUCAAAAUAUUUUCUCAAUAGAAAUGACGUGUAUUCAUACAUUCACUGUUUUCUUGAAAAUUCAGUAUGCUUCUCUUUGCUUUGAAAGGACAUUGAGCAAAUUUCCUGAAGAAAGAAUUAUGACAUUGAUGGAUUUCCAUAAGAGAUUGAUCGCCUCAAUCGUAACUCUUUAAUAGUGUGUUAUAGCAGUGAACUAUGUUUUUGAUAAUUAUGUGCAGCUUGGCUUAAACUUCUUAAGUGGUGUAAUAAAGUUUCAAAUGCAAAGGA